AUGGUUUGUUCUCGACAACAUUUUACACAAGGUGCACUGGUCUCAAUUAUAACUAUAUGUGAACAGGGCCAUAAAUUGCAAUGGUGUUCACAGCCAAAAACAGGUAAGAGACCAGAAGGAAACAUUUUGAUUACUGCGGCUUUAGUACUAUCUGGUAUUCUAUUUUCUCAAUUUAAAGUAUUUUGCUCCGCAUUGAAACUUUCAAUUUUUACUCGUCCAGUUUAUGACAAAAUUAUAAAUAAAUACUUAUUUCCUGUAAUAUGCCGCCAAUGGAAAGAACACAGAAAAAAAAACAUCGACGCUAUAAAGUUAUCAUCAAUUUGGCUAGCUGGGGAUGGCCAAUAUGACUCACCGGGUUUUUGUGCUAAGUACUGUACUUAUUCAGUUAUGGAUAUCAACACGGGAAAAAUCAUAGAUUUUAAAUUAGUUCAAAAGGGCCAAUUUAAAGGGGAUUUAGAAAGGCAAGCCUGUGAACAAUUACUAAUGGAUUUAACUAAUAGUAGUAAUUGUAAAAUCGAGUUGUUUUUAACAGAUAGACAUAAAGGUAUACGUGCAUUUAUCCGUACACAGCAUCCAAAUAUUAAACAUGAAUUCGAUAUUUGGCAUUUAAGUAAGAGUUUAAUGAAAAGAUUAAAACCACUCGAAAAGAAAUACCCUGAUGCUUUUUUAUGGAAAUCGUCAAUUAACAAUCAUCUUUGGUGGUCAGCACAGACAUGUGAAGGAGAUGAAGAAAAACUCAUUGAUAAAUUUACAUCUAUAUUAAAACACAUAUCAAAUGAGCAUGAGUGGGAAGAUAAUGGUGUAAAAAAGAGAUGCGAGCAUGAAAAAUUAAAUGAAAAUGAAAUACGAAAUAAACUGUGGAUAGACCCAGAAAGCGAAUCAUAUUACGCUUUGAAAAAAAUUAUCAUGGCAAAAGACUUUUUAAAGGAUUUGACACAUGCUACUCAUUUUGUACAUACUGGUAGAUUAGAGUCGUAUCACAAUUUACGAUUAAAAUAUACGCCAAAACUUAAAAUACAAAGGUAUGUAUAUGAGAAGUAUCAUUGCUAUACUAGAUCAUAA
Molecule: messenger RNA, 1062 nt
Organism: Rhopalosiphum padi (bird cherry-oat aphid)
Lineage: Eukaryota; Metazoa; Arthropoda; Insecta; Hemiptera; Aphididae
Exons: 1
Coding region: 1-1062 (353 amino acids)
Source: RefSeq, a predicted model, not a curated record